AUGUCACAGACUCUGCAAGGCUCCCAGACCUCGAAGUUUGUCAAAAAAUUGGCUUCAAAUGAUAGACCUACUAGGGAAGCUGCUUUCAAGUCAUUGAAAAAAUAUUUAUCAGCUAAGUCAUCGAGCCAGUUAAGCUUAUUAGAAUUGCAGAAAUUAUGGAAAGGUUUGUACUAUGCGAUGUGGUUUUGCGAUAGACCUGGACCCCAGCAGAGAUUGGCAGAAAGCUUAGGGGAAUUAUUCAGUAGUGUCAUUAGCAUAGAGUUGCAUGCCAGGUUUUUGGAAGCUUUCUGGGUCAUUAUAAUUAAUGAAUGGCCCCAUAUAGACCAGUGGAGGAUUGACAAGUACUACCUUUUAAUUAGGAGAGUUUUGAGACAUAAUUUUAUUCAACUUAAGUCAAGAGGUUGGGAUGAUAGGUAUGUUAAUGAAUUCUUGAAGACUUUAGAGAAAUUACCUUUAAGUGGGGAGAAGAGUGUAAGCGUUGCAUUACCUUAUCACCUUUGCGAUAUAUACAUUGAUGAAAUGGAAUUAGUUCUCUUUAAUGAACUUUCUGAAGAGACUGAAGAAAAUGAAGAUAACGAGGAAGAUGGCAAGAAUGUCUCGCAAAAGAAGAGAGAAAUUUUAGAUGAAACUCCUAUUAGCCUAUUGAUAUCUCCAUUCAUAAGCCUCAGCAAGAAAGCUUUAUUAAAAACUUUGAGAGAAAAAUGUAAGGAAGAUGUUAUAAAAGACAAGAGACUAAAAGAAUGGGGCAUCUUGGGCGAUGAAGAUGGAUCUAGUGACCUUCAAGGUGAAAGAAAUGAAGAACAUAAUGAAGGAGAGGAAUCUGACGAAGAAUGGACAGGUUUUAGUUAG
Priceomyces carsonii is the source of this 849-nucleotide messenger RNA. RefSeq lists its product as uncharacterized. Gene Ontology annotation, biological process: rRNA processing. The record is from RefSeq and is a predicted model, not a curated record. The transcript has a single exon. Bases 1 to 849 code for a protein of 282 amino acids. Lineage: Eukaryota; Fungi; Ascomycota; Pichiomycetes; Serinales; Debaryomycetaceae. Gene Ontology annotation, cellular component: nucleus; preribosome, small subunit precursor.